This is a messenger RNA of Danio aesculapii, 991 nucleotides long. It is a transcript of the gene coq5, whose product is annotated as coenzyme Q5, methyltransferase. Bases 10 to 915 code for a protein of 301 amino acids. NCBI's taxonomy places the organism in Eukaryota, Metazoa, Chordata, Actinopteri, Cypriniformes, Danionidae. Gene Ontology annotation, molecular function: methyltransferase activity. The record is from RefSeq and is a predicted model, not a curated record. The transcript has 7 exons. Gene Ontology annotation, biological process: ubiquinone biosynthetic process.
GAGAGAAACAUGGCGGCCCCCGUCAGGACAUUUGUCCUUAGAGUUCUCUCCGGUUCUACUAGAAAUAUUCAGCAUGUUUCACAGUGUCGAAGCAAAUAUUUAUGUCGUCGUGCUGCAAUCACAGCGUGUCGUGGAUAUGGCGACAGCACGGAGGGCAGAAGUACGCACUUUGGUUUCCAAACAGUCCCAGAAGAGGAAAAAGCAGAGAAAGUGUAUAAGGUGUUUGAAAGUGUGGCCAAGAAGUAUGACGUGAUGAAUGACGCCAUGAGUUUGGGGAUCCACAGGCUGUGGAAAGACACACUUCUACACAUCAUGAACCCUCAGCCAGGACUGCGGCUGCUUGACACGGCUGGUGGCACAGGUGACAUCUCCUUCCGCUUUCUGGAGUACACGCGUUCAAUGUAUGAUCGCCAGCAGCGGCUCAGAGCAAAAUCCCAGCAGACGCCAUCGUGGAAGGACAUCGCGGGUCACUAUGUGUCUGACGAAACAGGACCUCCACAGUCGCAGGCAGUGGUGUGUGACAUCAACAAAGAGAUGCUCAAAGUUGGAAAACAAAGAGCAGAGGAUGCAGGAAUCACUACAGGUCUUUCAUGGGUUGCGGGGGAUGCCGAAGAGCUGCCGUUUGACGACGAUCAGUUUGACAUGUACACAAUUGCGUUUGGCAUCAGAAACGUCACCCACAUUGAGCAAGCUUUACAAGAGGCUUUUCGGGUCCUUAAGCCAGGUGGACGUUUCAUGUGUCUAGAAUUCAGCAAAGUCACCAAUCCUCUUCUCGCAAGACUUUAUGAUGCAUACAGUUUUCAGAUGAUCCCUGUAUUGGGUGAAGUAAUCGCUGGUGACUGGAAAUCAUAUCAGUAUCUGGUGGAAAGUAUCCGAAAGUUCCCAGACCAGGAAACAUUCAAGGAAAAUGAUUGAAGAUGCUGGUUUCUUCCGCGUCCAGUAUUUUAACCUGACUGGAGGAAUCGUUGCCAUUCAUUCAGGAUUCAAGCUC